AUGCCUCAACGUGUGAUUCACGGAAUAAAUCAUCAUGCCAAACCACUCAAACCGGUCACCGCAUUGCAACAACAGCUACUGGACCGUCGGCGGCUAGACGAGCAACAUGCGGAGAACUCCCAGGCUGCAUUACUUAGGCGAAUCAACGCAGACCUACAACCACGCGCGCCUGUCGGUCCAGAUCCCGAAGAUAUCUUGCACGAAGAAAUGUUCGACCCUGGGGAACACCUGCUAGAUGACGAGGCGGGGGAAGACUUAGCAGAAGGUGAUGGUAUUGAUCUCAAUCAGUUCAUGCCAGCUAGAGCUCCACCCAACAACAACGUCCCAGAGGACCCUAUUGCUGCCGCCUUACAAAGGGAGAGACAUCUUGCCGACCGUCUAGCCCACGAAAAGAAAUGGACCUGGCAGUAUGCGAUCAUGUUGCCCACGUUCCUGCGAUCACGACGGCGAGUUAAAGUGGCGUUUUGCAAGCAUUGUGACCUCUCUGACCCGGCUAGGCUCCUGCAGAUGGGCUACAUGGCAGCCUCGCCUUCCAAACCUCGGACGGCAUUCUUGUUGCGACUAUUGGUACAUCAUCACUCGCAGUGGGUACGUUAUGCAGUACCUACUGAAGGGUACUGUGAUGCACUCGAUUCAACACUCAACUCUCACAGUCCAGUGAUACUCACAGCCAAGGGCAAUGCCAACCCGGCGCAUACGUUGGCUUAUUUUAAGGCACAGUGGGCCCGGCAGCGCGACUUGCAGCUUAGAGCCAUUACCACGAGGACUAAGGACAGACGUCAACGAUUAGAGGUUUUAGUACUACUGGAGGAGGAGCUAUUGGAAGCUCGCUACCGGAGCUUGUGCGUUUCUAAUGUCCUGCGUGUUAAGCACAGCAAGAAGCUAGCUGCGCUUAAUGCCACUAAUGCCGAAAUUCGUACAGCUGAGCAACGUAAUGAACUUCUGGACCUUCCCGGUUCUUUGGCAUCACUGGAGGCCAAGAUGCAAGAAGUCGCAGAAGAGCUUGGGAACACUGAAUUACUCAAUGUUCGGCGACGUGGGAAUGACCGAGUGAAGGCUGUUAUGACAGUCCAGGUGGCGUUAGGAUUUCUCUACGAAGCGAAAUUUGAUGUAAUACAACAGUUUGCUGACGCUGCGUUGCGAACAGGGGCCACUCAGCAGCCCCGUAACGAGCAAUUACGAACCAAGAAACGAGCGCAACGCAAAAAGAAACUCGAAACUUAUUUGAGGCAUGCAAAGAAGUAUAAUCAAAGAUACCGGCGGACGCCACGCCUGGCUGAACCUUCUUUGGACGAUGUGCAGGCAAUGGAUCUCCUGGAUCCUUUUUGGGAUGAGGUAGCGUUGGUCCACCAGGAUGAGCCAUGGGCGUCUUGCCAGAGUACAAAAGAUGGCAUAGUCGCAUUUCGAAGCAAGACGGCUGGUGAGGAGGAGCUACGCCGUCUGGGACGUGAAGUUAGGCAACUUAUUGGAUGGGCUGUUGACUGGCAAAGACGGAUAGAUGAAGCGAAGCCAAAUGAGGCCAAUGGCGAAGGACGAGUUGCGGAGUGGAAAUCAGUUCACCGGGGGCUUUCGAGACGGGCUUGUCUCCUAUGGAAGCGAUGGGAACGUGGCUUACUGGAAGUAGUUCAAUCAACGCAGCAGUUUGUUGGAGGGAGUGUUCAACGCGAUGGGGAAAUGAUAGACGGUUGGCAACGUAUGGUGGCCAGUACUGCAGUUAUUUGGCAAGAGAUUCUUGGGGAUCCGAUAUUCAUGGCGGAAGAAGAGGAUGAUGGAGAGGACGAUGAUGAUGAGGGCGAGGAGGUCCUUGCAGGUUUUGAUGACAUGGGUGAAUAUUGGAUCCGAAUAUGA
This is a messenger RNA of Melampsora larici-populina 98AG31, 1848 nucleotides long. RefSeq lists its product as uncharacterized. The record is from RefSeq and is a predicted model, not a curated record. Lineage: Eukaryota; Fungi; Basidiomycota; Pucciniomycetes; Pucciniales; Melampsoraceae. Bases 1 to 1848 code for a protein of 615 amino acids. The transcript is spliced from 7 exons.